This is a messenger RNA of Melospiza georgiana, 2292 nucleotides long. It is a transcript of the gene LAPTM5, whose product is annotated as lysosomal protein transmembrane 5. The record is from RefSeq and is a predicted model, not a curated record. Bases 39 to 815 code for a protein of 258 amino acids. The transcript is spliced from 8 exons. Gene Ontology annotation, cellular component: lysosomal membrane. NCBI's taxonomy places the organism in Eukaryota, Metazoa, Chordata, Aves, Passeriformes, Passerellidae.
GACCUCAUUAUCUCAGGAGCGCCCAGAGGGACCCGAAAAUGAGCCCCCAAACCCCCCCUGAGCCCCCCAAAUGCUGCUGCUUCAACAUCAAGACAGCAACAGUGGCCCUGGGGAUCUUCCACAUGGUCAUGAGCAUCCUGCUGCUGAUCGAGUAUUCCCUGGAGGUGGCCAAUGGGAAGGGCUUCUGCAAAGACCUGGAGAAGGAUUACUACAGAAUUGCUGAUAUCACCACCAGUUUCCUGCUGAUCCUCAUGUUGUUUGUCAUCAGCUUCCACCUCCUGCUCGGGGUGCUCAAGAUGAGGGAGCGGUUCCUGAUCCCCUUCCUGGCUCUGCAAGUCAUCGAUUUCCUCCUGAGCCUCCUGACCAUGUUCAGCUCCUACAUCCAGGUGCCAGCGAUCAUCUCCGUGUCCUCCCUGGGCCACACGCAGGGCCACUCCAGGACUCCCCUGCUGGCGCUGCAGCUGCUGGAUUUCUGCCUGAGCAUCCUCACCCUGUGCAGCUCCUACAUGGAGGUGCCAACCUUCCUCAGCCUCAAGCCUGUGGAGAGUGGGGGCUCUCUGCCAGCCCUGGAGAAGCUGCCAGCAGAGGAAUAUGUCAAAGUGAUGAUCACCUUCACCAUCGCCUUCGUGGCUGUGCUCGCCCUCAAGGCCUACAUGUUCAAGUGUGUCCUGAGCUGCUUCAAGUUCAUCAAAGCCAGCAGGAGGGAGGAGGCGAAAGUGGAGUCACACGCAGUGGAAAAGGCUGUGCUGCCAUCCUAUGAGGAAGCCCUGGAAUUGCCUUCCAAGGAUUGUCCCCCUCCCUACGUGGCCAUCUGAGCCCAGCCUGGGGGAGCUGACCCUGGGUGCUGCUGGUGCCUCCCCCAGCCGAGCCCCAGUGCUCACCCAGAGCAGUUCCCUGGCUUUUCCAGCCACAUCCUGCCAGGGAACGGCUGGAGUCUUGUCCUGCUCUGGCACCCCAAAUUCCUGACUCUGGCAUUCCAAAUUCCCCAUCCUGGUACCCCAAUUUCCUGACUCUGGCACCUUGAUUUCCUGACACUGGCACCUCAAUUUCCUGGUUCUGGCACCCCAAAUUCCUGACUCUGUCACCUCCACUUCCUGACUUUUGCACCUCAAUUUCCUGGUUCUGACACCUUAAUUUUCUGAUCCAGGCACCCCAAAUUCCUGACUAUGGCGUCCCAAUUUCCUGACUCUGGCACCCAAAUUCAUGACUCUGGAACCCCAAGUUCCUGACUCUGGCACCUCCAUUUCCUGACUCUGACACCCCAAGCUCCUGACUCUGGCACCCCAAGUUCCUGAUUCUGGUACCUCAAUUUCCUGAGUCUGGAACCAAAAUCUCCUGUCUCUGGUAUCCCAAAUUCCUGACUCUGGCACUUCAAUUUCCAUACUCUGGCACCCCAAAUUCCUGACUCUGGCUCUGGUUGCCAUCCCUGGAAUCUUGGAUUUGGCUGCUGUGGGUGCAGGGCUGGCCUGAGCCCUGCCAGUUUUGCCCUGUGCCAUGGUGGCUCUCCUCUGGCUCAGCAGGGAGACCUUUAGGAAUUAAAGGAUGAUCCUGGUUGAGGGUAACUUUGAGAGAAAAACUUCUAAAGGGAUUUCUUCUAGAAAAACAAAUUCAAGUGGUUCCUCCCCUAACUGAUUCGGGAAAAAGAUUUCCUUGGAGACAAAUGGAAAAAACUGUUUAUUUAAUAAGCAAAGCAUUCAUCAGCAUAAAAAAUGAACAAUAUUAAACAACAAAACCUCUUACCACUCCAAAAGAGAUGACAAACUCAGAAAAGUCCCCUUGGUGGGCUGUAGCUCAGCUCACUCAGCGUCUUAUCAGUCCCUCUGACCAAAAUGGAAAAUGGAAAUGUUCCAUGGAAAUGGAAAUGUUCCAUGGGACAUGGAAGGAAAAUGGAAAUGUUUCUAUGGGACGUGGAAGGAAAAUGGAAAUAUUCCAUGGAAAUGGAAAUGUUCUAUGGGACAUGGAAGGAAAAUGGAAAUUUUACAUGGAAAUGGAAAUGUUGCAUGGGACAUGGAAAUCCCAUGUCAAACUGUGACAGGGAUGAACAGGGAAGGAAUUUUCUCUGGGAUAACCCAGCCCUGCAGCUCCUCCAGCAGAAUUCCUACAGCAAAGGGAUCAGCCAAAAAUUCCGCAGGAACUGCAGCCCUCACCCUGUCUGCUUGUGGUGAUUGACACAACCCAGAAUAUCCAGCUCUGCAGUUUCAUACCUGAGUGGGUGCAUUUUUCUCUGCUUUUAUAUCACUUGGAAGACGAGUUUCAAUUAAAAUAAAAAUGUUAAUGGCUUCCAAACUGUGA